CAUGACCUCCACCCCAUUUUCGUCCUCGACGUCGACCGCGCCUAUGACCGACGGAGGUGCGACGCUAUCGAUCCAACUGCCGCUUCCAGAGCAAGUCGCUGUCCUAGCCACACAUCAUUCGGAGAUCCAAUUAUCCCAGACAGAGAUCCACGCAGACUCGACAACGUUCCUGUCUCGGGUGCAGCGAUACGCCGACACUGGCAAGGUCGACGUGGAUGGGCUAACUGCAACGGACGCCGCCGCGCUGGUCCAUAUCCUGCGCCGACUCCACGCGACCUUUGUGAAACAGAUCGAUUGCGACGAAAUCAAAUGCGACGCCUCGCGGAAAUGCCCCAAAUGCGGCGCUUCCCGCGUCCCAUCGUCGCCAGAAACGUCGCCGCAACGAAACGGAACGGGCACCACUCCAAUGUCGCCGACGGCCGCCAGCUUUCGGCUCAAUGGCAGCAAUAGUCCUCCUGCCGACGUUGACAUGACUUGAAUGGAUCUUGCUUUGUCGAUUCUCACGAUACCGACUGCCCUUUUAUCCUUAUAUGCAUGGUGGCAAUUGUUAAAUAUGUAUGAAAAUUCGCAAACACCACACGCUCCGUUCUCGAGAUUGGCAGGAACGAAGCAAGUGCCUUUAACACCCACGAUGCAUUCC
Messenger RNA from Aphanomyces invadans, 640 nucleotides. RefSeq lists its product as hypothetical. The record is from RefSeq and is a predicted model, not a curated record. The transcript has a single exon. The annotation marks the transcript as partial. NCBI's taxonomy places the organism in Eukaryota, Oomycota, Saprolegniomycetes, Saprolegniales, Verrucalvaceae.